This is a messenger RNA of Aspergillus fumigatus Af293, 1332 nucleotides long. Its product is annotated as putative C6 transcription factor. Lineage: Eukaryota; Fungi; Ascomycota; Eurotiomycetes; Eurotiales; Aspergillaceae. The record is from RefSeq and is a predicted model, not a curated record. Gene Ontology annotation, molecular function: zinc ion binding; DNA-binding transcription factor activity, RNA polymerase II-specific. Gene Ontology annotation, biological process: regulation of transcription by RNA polymerase II.
AUGCCUGCCAGACGUGGUCCCUACAGUGGCCAGGUGUCGCGGCGAUCCCAUCGAAAAUCUCGUCUUGGGUGCCGGAACUGCAAAAGGAGAAGGGUCAAGUGCGACGAAGUAAAGCCCAAUUGCGGCAACUGUCUGCGUCACUCCAUUGAGUGUGACUAUACAUUGAACACAGAAGGAACUUCCACCCCAUCCACAGAGGAGGAGACUCGGGCUCCUACAUCACUCAAUGACAACUACACCUUCAUUUCCUCGUCUCAGUCCAAUUUCACUCCCCCAAGGAGAGGGCGUAGCUCACGUCCGCUCCCAACGCAAGAGGAUAUCGAGCCAAAGCCCCAGUUGCAUCUACCGGUGGCAAAGAAGCUGUUCCAGUUCACAGCCACGGACAUGGCACUCUUCCAUCAUUUUAUCACCUCGGCGGACCUGGGAGGAUCUCAAAAACACAUGCAGACCCAACUGUCUCAACUAGAAUUCACCUUCCAUUAUGUUUUGCGCCUUCUCCUCGCGUUUUCAGCGUUUCACCUGGCACGGCACUCGACCAACGACUCGUUAUUAGGCUCCAGGACUGAGUUAUACGCCCUCGCUGAACAGCACUAUGAGAUCGCUGUUCGCGAGGUCACAGAGGCAAUACCACAUCUAGACACGACCACGAGUCCAGCCCUUUAUGCAUCUUCGAUCUUCAUAUUUCUCUGCUCGCUGGCGAAAGGACCCCAGCCGGGCGAGUAUCUAGCCUACCGCGACGACGGUGGGCCAGGGUGCUUGUCUUUAUUCAUGGGCCUGCGGUCAAUUCUGGAGAUUUGUACCGCAACUCUCUCGGUCGACUUUUCGUCCAUCCAUACUAAGGAUUCAGCAGAUAUGGCUCCUCAGCCGGAGGAGCCUCCUUUUCGUAGCCAAGCACUGACCUCGCAAGCAUACGGCGAUCAUCUGGACAAGGUACGACAUCUGAUAUCCACGACUUUCCCGGUCGGUGGCCCCGGGUAUAGAGACUACUGUCAGGUGCUGGACCGACUUGGCCACUGCUACGAUGUUGUAUUUGGGGAUUCCCACCUGCCCGAGUCUCAGCUCUGGCCCCAAAUCUUCGGGUGGUUAUAUACACAGCCGGAUCUCUUUUUAUCAGACGCAGCACGGCGCAGGCCAGCCGCCUUGGUGGUGUUUGCUUUUUUUACGAUUCUGCUGAAGCGACUCGAUGCGGCGUGGUUUAUCCGUGGGUGGCCGGAACAUAUCAUCAAUAGCAUUUAUAGCAACCUUGAUGAACAUCAUCGUCAAUAUGUCCAGUGGCCUAUGCAGCAAAUAGCCCCCCAACAGCUUAUGUUUGCCAAGGGUGACGUCCCUUGA